GAAAUCCGAAUAAACUUCCGGUGUACACAUGAAAGAUGGCGGACACUGGUGUACUGCCGUUUGUCAGAGGAGUUGAUUUCACUAAAAAUGAUUUCAAAGAUGGUAAAUUUCCUCAUGAUGUUGCAGACAUGACUGGAUUGCGAUGGCUUAGACUCAACAAAACUGGUCUUGAAAACAUUCCACCACAAAUCUAUAAACUGAAGAAACUGGAACAUUUCAAUAUAACCAAGAACAAUGUGGAAAAUCUGGGAGGUGAUUUGGUCAAUUUGAGCGCCUUGCGUACUUUGAACUGUCGGCAUAACAGACUCAUAGAUGAAGGAAUUCCCAAAGAUAUUUUCAACCUAGAAGAUCUUCAAGUUGUGGAUUUGAGUCAUAACAAUUUGAAAGAAGUGCCAUCAGAGCUUGAGAAGGCCAAAAACUGCAUUGUGCUGAAUCUGGCAAACAACAACAUUGAAAUGAUUCCAAAUCAGCUGUUCAUCAACCUAACAGAUCUGAUAUUUGUUGACCUCAGUGAUAAUAAUUUAGAAACUUUGCCUCCACAGAUGAGAAGAUUGACAAACUUACAAACUCUUAUCCUAAACAACAAUCCCUUAAUUCAUGCUCAACUGAGACAAUUACCAGCCCUUGUUGCCUUGGAAACUCUCCAGAUGAGAAACACCCAGAGGACCCUGGCAAACUUUCCAUCAGGUUUGGACUCUCUCAGUAACCUACAGGACAUAGAUUUGUCUGGAAAUGAUCUUCCUCGAGUUCCAGAGACUUUGUAUAAACUGACUGCCAUUAAACGUUUAAAUCUCAGCAGCAACCAAAUCUCGGAAUUGUCACUGGUCAUAGAUACGUGGGUGAAUUUGGAAACCCUAAACUUAUCAAGAAACAAUCUUCCUGCACUCCCUAGUUCUUUGCAUAAGCUCUCCUCCCUGAAGAAACUUUACGUGAACUCCAAUAAAUUAGACUUUGAAGGAAUUCCAGCAAACAUAGGAAAGUUACAUAACCUGGAAAUCUUCAGUGCUGCCAACAACAAUCUUGAACUGAUUCCAGAGGGACUGUGCAGAUGUGGAAAACUAAAGAAACUCAUUCUGAAUGGAAACCGAUUGGUCACGUUACCGGACAUUCUUCAUCUUCUACCAGAUCUUGAGACCCUGGAUGUACGGGAUAACCCUGACUUGGUAAUGCCACCCAAACCAGCAGAGAUGAAGAAGAGUUUUGAGUAUUACAAUAUUGACUUUUCUCUCAACAACCAGUUAAGAUUGGCAGGUGCCCCCACAGCGCCAUCUACUGGACAAUCUCCAGUGCAAAAAGGUGAUCCAGUUGCUAGGAAAUUGAGAUUGAGAAGGCGCAGAGAUGGACAAGAAAGUGAAAAAGUUUUAAAAGGCAUGAGAGAUGUCGCCAAAGAGAAAGAACAUAUGCCCAACUUAGAAGAGGAAGUGAGGGAACCUCUUAGAAGAUUUAGUGAUCUUUUAAGACCAAAGAAAUGGAACGAGCAUCUUCAGAAACCCCAGCUGGAUUACAGUGAAAUCUUUGACGAGGAUGUCGGACAAAUUCCAGGAAUUACUUGCUGGGAGAUUGAAAAUUUCUUGCCAAAUCCCAUUGAUGAAGCAAUGAAUGGAAAGUUUUAUGAAGCUGAUUGUUACAUCGUACUGAAGACCUUUAUAGACGAUACAAACAGCAUCAACUGGCAAAUCUGGUUCUGGAUUGGAGAGAGAUCCACUCUGGAUAAGAAGGCGUGUUCAGCUAUCCAUGCAGUCAAUCUCAGAAACCUGCUGGGAGCUGAGUGUAGGACGAUUAGAGAGGAGAUGAAUGAUGAAAGUGAUGAAUUCUUAGAUCUUUUUGAAAAUGGAAUUUCAUACAUCGAAGGUGGUCGCACAGCCAGUGGUUUUUACUCGGUGGAAAAUAUUGUGUAUGAACCAAAGAUGUACAGAGCGUCUGGAGUCAAAAGAAUUCACCUUGAAAGAACGGAAUCUCUGCUGUCACAUUUGGACCGACGCUUUGUUUUCUUGUUUGACUGCGGGAUGAACAUCUUUAUCUGGUCAGGAAAGCUGGCCAAAGGCGUCACCAGAACGAAAACAAGACUGAUUGCAGAAAAAAUAAACAAAAAUGAGCGUAAGAAUAAAGCCGAGAUUUCUAUGGAAACACAAGGUGGGGAGUCUAGUGAGUUUUGGAAAUCUCUAGGAGAAACACCUACAGCAUUCAUCGGGGAGUGUGUCCCAAAUGAUUUUGAGCCAGCUGAGCCACACAUGUACAAAGUUGGACUGGGGAUGGGAUACCUGGAGCUUCCUCAAGUUGAAAUACCACAGAAUGUGUUAAAACAGAAGUUAUUGGAUUCCAAAAAUGUGUACAUAUUGGAUUGCAAGUCGGAUUUAUUUGUUUGGAUUGGCAAAAAGUCCACCAGGCUUAUCAGAGCAGCUGCCUUGAAAUUGUGUCAAGAGUUAUGUGCCAUGAUAGACCGACCCGGAUUCUGUUCAGUAACUAGAUGUUUAGAGGGGACAGAGCCUCAAAUUUUCAAGACCAAGUUCGUGGGAUGGGAUGAUGUGAUUGCAGUGGACUUCACCAGAACAGCAGAAUCUGUGAUCAGAAGAGGAGCUGAUAUGAAGGUUAUCAUGGAAAGAGACAAGAUGAAGACUGACCUUUCUGCACUCUUCAUGCCCAGACAACCUAUCAUGUCAAUGGAAGAAGCAGAGUCGAUAAUGCAAGAAUGGAAUGAAGAUCUGGAUUCUAUGGAGGCGUUUGUUCUGGAAGGAAAGAAGUUUGUCAGACUUCCCAGUGAAGAAUUAGGAAUAUUCCAUAAUGAGGAUUGUUAUGUGUUCCUGUGUCGGUAUUGGGUCCCUGUCGAGUUACCUGAGGAUGCUGAGGAGGAGGAGGAAGAUGAGCUGCCUGAGGAUGACUUCAAGUGUGUGGUGUAUUUCUGGCAGGGACGAAUGGCCUCCAACAUGGGCUGGCUUACCUUCACCUUCAGUUUACAGAAGAAAUUUGAAUCUCUCUUUGGGGACAAACUGGAGGUAGUGAGAACCCACCAACAGCAGGAAAACCUCAAAUUCCUCUCGCAUUUCAAGAGAAUGUUUGUCAUCCGCAGUGGCAAGAGAAAACUCCCCAAUGCUCCUGUGGAGAAACCUUCCACCGAGUUCUUCCACUUACGUGCCAAUGGCAGUCCUAUUGCCACACGCUGUGUUCAGAUUCAACCUUGUUCAUCAUUCCUGAAUCCUAGAUUUUGCUACAUCCUGAUGGUGCCCUUUGAUAGCCAAGAUCUCAAAGGAGUUGUGUAUGUUUGGAUUGGAGGUUUGGCUGAACAUGAAGAUGCUGUGGUGGCAGAGAAAAUUGCCUAUAAAAUGUAUCAGGACGAGUAUACGAUACAAAUGAUCAGUGAGGGGGAGGAGCCAGAGAACUUUUUCUGGGUUGGCAUUGGUGGUAAAAAGCCAUAUGACAAGGAUGCCAACUACAUGAAAUUUGCUAGGUUGUUCAGAUGUUCUAAUGAAAAGGGAUAUUUUGCCGUUUCUGAAAAGUGUGCAGAUUUUUGUCAGGAUGACCUUGCAGAUGAUGAUGUGAUGAUUCUUGACAAUGGAGAACAAGUCUUUCUGUGGGUGGGCAGAAAAACAAGUGAUGUGGAAAUCAAAUUAGCAUUCAAAAGCGUACAGGUGUAUAUCCAACAUUUACGCAACAAGCAACCAGAUCGACCCCGCAAACUAUUGCUCGCCAUGAAGUAUAAAGAGCACAAGAAAUUCACCAAAUGUUUCCAUGGCUGGGGAAAGUACAAAGAGGUCAAAGAAUAAAUAACGUGCUGGAACUACUUUUGUUUUACCAUGCUAGACCAAAUAACCUAGUGCAAUACGUUUUUCCUUAGGAGUGUUUGUGGCACAUGUUGCAAAAAAGUGGUGUGAUUGUGCGCGUGUUCUAUGUCUACAUAUUAUAUUGCCUGUCUCCCGCACAAAAGGAGAAUUUUAUCAUCUGCUGUAAAAUGUGUGUAUUGCCUUCACUGAAUGCACACUAGACAUAAAUUAUCCAGUGAACAAGUCUUUCAUGAUGAUUGUGUAACUUUCAUUUCUUGAAUACUGUAUGUUACCAAUAAAUUUAUAAUACAAUAAAUCCUAACAAAGAAGAAAA
Messenger RNA from Ostrea edulis (European flat oyster), 4092 nucleotides. Its product is annotated as protein flightless-1 homolog. Gene Ontology annotation, molecular function: actin filament binding; phosphatidylinositol-4,5-bisphosphate binding. Lineage: Eukaryota; Metazoa; Mollusca; Bivalvia; Ostreida; Ostreidae. The transcript is spliced from 36 exons. Gene Ontology annotation, cellular component: actin cytoskeleton; nucleus; cytoplasm. The record is from RefSeq and is a predicted model, not a curated record. Bases 36 to 3761 code for a protein of 1241 amino acids. Gene Ontology annotation, biological process: actin polymerization or depolymerization; actin filament severing; barbed-end actin filament capping.